ACAGAUGUUGAAUUUCACAAUUUCCUGUGACUGGAUUAUGUUAUAUACCAUUACAACAGUGUCAGUUUAAAUCAGAGAAGGUUUAUUGAAGAAUUUACAUAAAAAACAAUGAUGAAUGGCCUUAGUGAUAAUCCAGAUUUAGAAGACAUGGAUCUUCAUUUAAAUCUUGAAUCACUGGAUACAGCCAAAUCACAUUCACAUUUUGAAAUGUCUGAUGAAUCAUCAGAAUGGGAAGAUGACCCUAUGAUGAUGAAUCUAGAAGUUAAAAAAGAAAAAUUACCUGAUGAACUUUCCUUAAAUUUAGAAGGAAUUGAUGGUGCUGAGGGAAGUGAAAAGCAACAUGGAGGACUUCUUCCUUAUGAAGAUGGUAUUGAUGUGGAUAGUGAUGAAGAAAAAGAAAUAAUGAAAGAAAUAAAGGAUGAGAUUCAAAAACAGAUCAGAGGGGAAAUGAAAUCUGAAUUGGAAUUGUACCAAGCCAAGGUGGCAGCCUUAGAAGCAGGUAGUUCUAGGGCAGAAGAGUCGGACAGGGAUACAGGUCAAGAUGACAUUGAUCCAAAAAUGAAAGAAGCCAUUUUGAAAAUGAGAAAGUUGGACAGAAUUCUGUCCAAAAAGAUAAAACGAGAGAGAGAAGUUAAGAAGGACAGAAUGGUAUUGGAAAGGAGGAUAAAGAAUGAAUUAGAAGCUAUCAACCAACAGAAUACUGAUGUCAAAUUAAACACAGAGAAAUUUCUGGCUCUAACACUGCCACCUAGUCACAAUGAAGGCAUUAAGUUAUCAGAUCUCCCAGAUGAGCCAGUAUUUGCCACACAACUAAAUGAACAGGAUUAUCCAAACCUGAAAAGUGGAGGUGCUAAGUCUAAAGUAAAUUCAAGUAGAAGUGAGGCUUCCCAGUCAGCUAAGAGUACAGAUAGAGAUGCGAUGUCAGCAAGUGAUACUACAUCUAUGAAUGGCAGCAUGAAAGGAUCAAAGAAACAUAAAAAGAAGAAAGAUUUUAUAAAAAGAAACAAAGAGCUUGCUGCAGAUGCAGAAAACCCAAUACCAAUGACCCAAGAAGAGAAAGAUCGUAUAGAUUCUCUUUUAGCUGACCUUGACCAAUUGCCAGAGAUAACAGAGGAUGAAGAUGUUGAUGAGUUCAGAAUUCCAAGAUUUGAGUUAGCAGUACAUUCUGGUGAAGGAUUUGUUCCAGAUGAUGAUGACCAGAAAUCUUUACGAAAUAUUGAAAGUAGGCUUAAGGAAAUAAUGCCACCAGAAGAUUUUGAAUCUGUCAUGCAUACACCUUCUACACCUCAGUCGUAUAAGUUAUUCACACCAGUAUCAAUUAAAUCUAACAUGGACAUAGAACAUUUUGGAGAGAAGGCUUUAUUAGAGUAUAAAGAUCAACGAGAACUGAGAGAAAGGCUGUUUGAUGUAGAUGAACAAUUAUCUAAUUUGAGUAAUCGGGAUGAAGAUGAGUUGUCAGAGAUUUCAGGAGUUCUACCAAGGUCUCAACUAAAUGACUUGUUAGAUCAAUGUGCUAGGUCAUUAUCUAGGACAUCAUAUUCUGACAUAUCUUCUAGAGUAUCAGAAGCUGAUUCAGAAUCAACAUUGUGUAACUCUUCUGAAUCUACACCCAGAACACCCAAAUCUUCCAGGGAAAUGCUGAUGGAAAAUCCACCUAAACUAUCGGGUGAUGUUUUACACAAACUGUUGACUGAUGCACAUACAGCCCUUCCUUCGAGACUGUCUACACUAAGAGAGGAGGAUGAAAAUGAUGACGAAAUUGAAAAAACUUUUGUUGAGGAUGUUUCUGCUCGAGUUGAACGAUGGCGGAAGAUAAGAGAAGAUAAUGAAAUCUAUAAUGAUGUUGAAUUGAGCAACGAAAUAUCAGGUGUUUUGUCUGAAGAGGCUGAAAGUGCUCGAACAGAAAGAUGGAAAAAAAUUCAAAAACUUUUGAUGAAUAUUGAAAGUGAAGACAAUGAAAAUGACAAUAGUCAAACAGACCGUCCAUAUACAGAACGUCCUUCUAAUGAACCUAGUCAACAAACAGAUACAAUACAAGAAUACAGUUCCAGAACAGUAGAAGAAACUAAUGGGUCAGAAACAGACAUUUAUCAACAAUGGGUUCCUAGUGAAAAUUAUUCAAAAGAAAAUUUAAAACCUAUUAAUUCAAUGAAUGAACCUUAUUUUCAAAGGAAGGCUCAAGUGCUAAAACAUGAUAAUUCUAGUUUGGAGAGAAGUGAUUCUGUUACUAGUGAUUCUAAAACUUCAUUUUUACCAGAAAUCAACCGAUCUGGUAGUCUUGUAUAUCAGGAUUACAGCAGAGCUUCUAGUGCUCAGAGUGGUAGAAGUUCUGCUUCUUCAGUUCGGACUAAUAUUUAUAAUACUAAACAUCAAGACUCUAUAGAGAUUAUGUCCAUAGAUGGGGAAUGUAUAACACCUAGGCCUCCUGAUUCGGAGAGGCCAUCAAGUAGUAAAUCACGGACAGUUACACCUCUGAAUAGGUGAUGAUAUAUAUCAGUAUUUAUAUACAUUCCAUUUUUAAUCUGUGAUCAAGUUUUUACAGAAUGUAAGAUUUAUAGAAGUGUCAUUGCUACAUGAAAAUAUCAUUUCUGUGCAUAAAAUGUAAUUAAAGUCAAAAGUGUUUUUAGGUUUUGCUGCUUUCUUUAAAGAGUUCAUUAGCAUUUAGCAACACCGUUUAAUCACAUUGUGAAGUUAAUUACUUUAUCAGGAUGAUAUUUAUUUGCUUAUUACCAUAAUUUGUUUGAUAGCAAUUAUAAAAGUCAAAAAUUACAAAUUAAUACAAAUUUGGAAAUCCUAACUUGAAAUUUAUACAUAUUUUACAGUAUUAUAUCAAAGCUAGCUUUUUUGAGUUUUUCUAAUGUUUUAUCCACAGAAAAUACUAAUAUAGUAUUUCUCUGAAAAUUACUUAAGUCUGUAGACAUACAAAUCAGGGAAAAUAUCAACAGUGAUUAUGUUUUUGUCUCGCCUUGACAGAGUGAAAAAGCGAGACAUAGAUAUGCUGUUUCAGGCGGCGGCAUCAACAAUGUAUUAGUUUAUGCUUAGGUUAGUUUAUGGGGAACCACUUGUGGUAGGUCAAAGAUGUUUGGGAUGCAGUUGUAUUAGCAUCGGCACAUCUCAUUUCCAUGGAGAUUGUUUGGCCCUGCCCCCGCAAUCAUGGUCUAUUGACUUUGAAAUUUUUGCUUACUUUACGUGUAUUAGUUGUGAUUAGGUCAGUUUAUGUGGAACCACUGGUGGUAGGUCAAUGAUGUUUGGUAUGCAUUUGUGUUAGCACUAGUACAUCUCAUUUCUAUGGAGAUUUUUAGGCCCUGUACCUUCAGUCAUGGUUCAUUGACUUUGAAUAUUUUGCUUUCAUGUAAAAGUAUUGCUAUUUCAAUUUCAACAUAUGAAUUUUGCUAUCAAAAUAACAAAAAGGCGAGACAUAUCUCUGUGUUAACUGUUUAUUUUUAAGUUUAAGAAAGUUGAAUGCAACAUUUUUACCAAAAAAAGAUUCUAGAUUUUCAUACAAUGAUAUUUCUUCUGAUAGAUUUUGAAGAAGCAAUCUAUGUUCAUUUCAAAAAUAUUACACAUUUUGAAUUUCCCACCAUUGCUCACACAGAAGGAAAUAAAGUUCACUAAAAUUAUCUUCUUAUUUCAUUUAAUAGAAAGAGGGAUAAAUUUUGUUCAGCAAUGGUAUUAGCCAAAAUGAUAAUCUGUUUAAAGGAAAAUAAAAGAAACACAGUGAUCCCAUAAAAUGCUGACACUUUUUGAAUCUGUAUUAUUAUGCAAUAUGCAGAAUAGUAUUUUUGCUAUAACAAUGUAUAAGACAGACAAAAUAUUCCUUACCCGAAAUUAUCAUGCAAUAAAAGUUUUCUGUUUUAAAACAUUCAAAUUUAAAUAAAAAUGUUUCACUCUCCAUCCAAAACACUAUAAAGUGCAUUUUUGCAUAAUAUCUUAAAAUAGUCUGUCACAAAUAGCAAUAACUUUGAAAAAACCAACAUAACUUACGGUUUGAAUGUGUAUAUGCCUUUUAAUGUAAUCCAAAGGUUUACAGAUUUAAUCUCAUUUGAAAGAAAAGUUUAGAGUAUCGGGUAUAUAAUUUCAUUAUGUGAUUUGAAAAUUUUCUUCAAAGCAAAGGAUAAUAUUUGCUUGGUAUAAAUGUACAAACAAAGUUUGCUUCCUCCAAUGUUUUGAUUGAUAUACAACAAAUAUAAACAAAUCGACAAUAUAUAAAUAUUGAGAUGUCAUAUUAUUGCUGAGACAUCUAUCAAAUAGUGAAAAUGAUGGUGAUACAUGUAUAAGCAACUUUAGCUCACCAUAUGACCUUCAACAAUUAGAAAAAACAAUACCUUAUAGUCAGCUAUAAAAGUCCUUUACAUGACAAAUGUGAACAAUUUAAAAUAGAAAACCAAUUGCCUGAUUUAUGACAAAACAAUAUUUAGAUUGUUGGGUUGCUGUCUUGUUAGCAUUUUACCCAGAUCUUUUGUACAAGUAUUGAUCAAUUUGAACAUGUUGUUGUAGGAGGUGAUUCUGAUAGGCUAGCUAGGAUGGUGCUAAAAAAUAAAUUUUUAAUGUAUGUAAAAUGAACUCUGAGAAAUACAAUUACAUGAUGAUAAUAAACAAGGUUGUUGGUUGAACAAAUGAGGCUACAAAGUAUUGAAUACAGAAUUUUGUUAUGAUAUGCUAUUAAUAUUAAACAUAAUUUCUUUAAAAGAGUAUGGAAUAAUUUAUGAGGAAAAAAUGUGAUUUAGUGUUAUACACUGGUUAAUACGACUUUUUUUAAUUGAGUAUUUAUUUCUGUAUAAUUUAUUAUGUUACCUAUAAGUUAAUGUUGGUUUUAUGUAAAGCCAAUUAAAAGAUUUAACCUAA
Molecule: messenger RNA, 4845 nt
Organism: Mytilus californianus (California mussel)
Lineage: Eukaryota; Metazoa; Mollusca; Bivalvia; Mytilida; Mytilidae
Exons: 12
Coding region: 109-2484 (791 amino acids)
Source: RefSeq, a predicted model, not a curated record